Molecule: messenger RNA, 1380 nt
Organism: Cordyceps militaris CM01
Lineage: Eukaryota; Fungi; Ascomycota; Sordariomycetes; Hypocreales; Cordycipitaceae
Product: cellobiose dehydrogenase
Exons: 4
Coding region: 1-1380 (459 amino acids)
Source: RefSeq, a predicted model, not a curated record
AUGCGAUUAUCAUCCUUUUGGCGCUAUGCCGCCGCCGCCGUUGCUGUCCUCGUACCCUCCCUCGCCGCCGCCGACGACGCAGACAACCCGACCGGCCAGUCCACCUUUGUCUCCCCCGACAAGGAUCUCGGCUUCGCCUUUACCAUUGGCGACGAGGACGUCAACGACUACUUUGUCACGAUGCGCAUGCGCACCACGCGCUCCUGGGGCGCCAUCGGCCUCGGCAGCCACGACAUGGCCGGCGCCCUCUACUUCGUCAUGUACCUCAAUGCCAAGGGCGACAACGUGACGCUCUCCCCACGCCUCGCCUACGGCCACUACGAGCCGCGCUUCUACGACGCCAUGCGCUGGGAGUACCUGCCGGGCACCGGUGUCAAGGACGGCUUCGCCACCCUGUCGUUUCGCUGCAUCGAGUGCCAGAACUGGCCCGGCGCCGACUCGGGCAAGGGCUACCUCGACCUCAACUCCAACAGCCAAAAGUCCAUCUGGGCCCUCGGCCCCCGCCAGAAGCUGCACGCCGACGACCAGCGCGCGCCCCUGCGCUACCACGAGUCGCAUGGUGUCUUUAGCAUCGACAUGGCGCGCACAAAGGGCACGGCCGACGCACCGGUCCUGACGGACAAGUCGGUGGAUGAGGGCAUCACCCAGGUGGAACAUGUCACCAAGCUGUUUGAUGUCAAGUCGUCGAUGCACGCGGCGCUCAUGACGCUCGCGAUUCUCGUGCUCUUUCCGCUCGGCAUUGUGCUGCUGCGUGUCGGGCGCUGGGCGAGCUGGCACGGUGUCAACCAGGCUGUGGCUCUUGUCAUUGUACUCGCUGGCUUUGGCAUGGGCAUCGCCACCAGCUUCCAUUACAACCGCUCCAUGAGCUUCAAUUCGGCGCAUCAGAUUAUCGGACUCCUCGUCGUCGCUUUCCUGCUCGGCCAGUUCACCCUUGGCGUCCUGCACCACCUCGAAUACCGUCGAACGCGCGCCCCAACAAGAUACGGUAGAAUCCACGUUUGGCUCGGCAAUGGCGUCUUACUCCUUGCCAUUGGCUACUUUUUCGCCAUGAACUUUGUCGCCGCUCUCGGCCUCUGCAUCACCGUCAUGGUGUUGUGCCUCACCGCCCUCUUCCUGAGCAUCCGCCAGAUCCGCGCCGCCAAGAAGCGCCGCAUCGCUGCCGCCUUUGGUGCCGCGCAGGCCGCCUCGUACGGCGACGACCGAUGGACCGACAACGAGCCCGGCACGGCGCGCGACCGGGACGACCACGACCCCCUGCCCAAUCCCAGCGUCAAGAGGGCCCCCGGCUCGCCGUCGCCGUGGAAGAGCGGCAGCGGCCGCGUGUCGCAUGAGGAACAAGGCCACGAGCUGGGCACCAGGACCAACAAGCCAUUCCUCUAG